GUUAUGGAUUUUUCACAUAUGCUUUACUUAAUCACACCAACGUCAAGAGGAUAAUUGCCGUCGAAAAUCAUAUUCAAAGUGUCGAAAGGAUUAAAGAAUUAUCAAAGGAAUCCGAUGGCCGAUUAGAGGUGCUGGUGUCUGAAAGAGAGUCGGAAACGUUUAAACAGUUGAAAAAAAAAAAUUUAACUGUGCAUCCUUGGAAAGAAGUUCAUCCAUCAUUGUUUGCUGUGGUCCACGUGCCUAAUAAAUUCUCGGGCGCAAUCAUGAUAAAAAAUUAUCUGAACCAAUUUCACGAUAGAACUGGGUUCCAAUCGUUUGGUCGAGUACGAAUGAAUUUGAUCACUCCUGCGUAUGUGGCUGAGAAGUUAGAAGCAUCAGUAGGUGAUAUCAAGAGAUGCAAAUCAAGCUUGUUGAGGGAAGCAUUAUCUGACUUGGAAAUGUUGAUGGUGAUUCCGAACGAUGUCUAUGCUCCGAAG
Molecule: messenger RNA, 476 nt
Organism: Acaulospora morrowiae
Lineage: Eukaryota; Fungi; Glomeromycota; Glomeromycetes; Diversisporales; Acaulosporaceae
Source: the annotation of a GenBank genome assembly